Messenger RNA from Neopelma chrysocephalum (saffron-crested tyrant-manakin), 1331 nucleotides. RefSeq names its product mex-3 RNA binding family member C (gene MEX3C). The record is from RefSeq and is a predicted model, not a curated record. The annotation marks the transcript as partial. The transcript has a single exon. Gene Ontology annotation, molecular function: RNA binding. NCBI's taxonomy places the organism in Eukaryota, Metazoa, Chordata, Aves, Passeriformes, Pipridae.
CUGCUUAAAGCGGACUCUGCUGUCUCCCCGUGCCGGGCUAACCCAUCUCGUGCUUCUUCCCCCCCUUUCCCCUCGCUCAGGCUGCAAGAUCAAGGCUCUGCGCGCCAAGACCAACACGUACAUCAAGACGCCGAUCCGCGGCGAGGAGCCGGUGUUCGUGGUGACGGGCCGCCGGGAGGACGUGGCCGCGGCCAAGCGGGAGAUCCUGUCGGCGGCCGAGCACUUCUCCCUGCUGCGGGCGUCGCGCGGCAAGGCCGGCCCGGGGCCGGGGCCGGGGAUGGGGGGAAUCCCGGGCUGCGCUCCCGCCCUGCCGGGUCAGACCACGGUGCAGGUGCGGGUGCCCUACCGGGUGGUGGGGCUGGUGGUGGGGCCCCGCGGGGCCACCAUCAAGCGCAUCCAGCAGCAGACGCACACCUACAUCGUGACGCCCAGCCGCGACAAGGAGCCGGUGUUCGAGGUGACGGGCAUGCCCGAGAACGUCGACCGGGCGCGCGAGGAGAUCGAGGCGCACAUCGCCCUGCGCACCGGCGGCGCCGCCGGCGGCGCCUUCGUGGAGCUGCCGGGCGCCGAGGGCGACGACUUCCGCUGCAACGGCACCGACGUCGGGUUCGAGGCCGCCCCCGGCGCCAUCCCGCCGCACCCUGCCCGUGCCAGGGUGGGCUCCGGGUACCGCCACGACAGCUCCAGCUCCCUGGGCAGCGGCUCCACCGACUCCUACUUCGGGAGCAGCCGCCUGGGCGACUUCAGCCCCACCAGCCCCUUCGGCGCCGGCGGGUUCUGGUUCGGCGAGGCGCUGCCCGCGGUGGAGGAUGCGGCGGGGAUCGACUCCCCCGCCUACGACGCCCUGCCCGCCCCAACGUCCCAGACCAUCUGGAGCCCCUUCGAGCCCGCCAGCCCCCUGCCCGCCGCCCGGGCCCCCACAACCCCCCCGACACCACCACCACCACCGCGCCUGUCGCCCACCUUCCCUCCGGGGGGGCUGCCCGUGCUCAUCCCCGCCUUCUCCAACGGUACCAACAGCUACUCCUCCUCCAACUCGGCCUCCAGCUCGCCCCCCGAGCCCCGGCAGCGGCCCCACCAGCACCACGACUGCUGCGUGCUCUGCCUGGACGGGGAGGUGGUGGCCGCGCUGGUGCCCUGCGGGCACAACCUGUUCUGCCUGGGCUGCGCCCGGCGGGUGUGCGAGCGCCCGGCGCCCGCCUGCCCCGUCUGCCAGGCCGCCGUCACCCAGGCCAUACAGAUACACUCCUAGGUGGGGCAUGGGGACAUCGUGGGAGCCACCUCCGGUCACCUCCCGGGGGGUUUUGGGCUUCCCGAGCUCCUGCUCUUGU